Messenger RNA from Etheostoma cragini (Arkansas darter), 2736 nucleotides. RefSeq names its product POC1 centriolar protein A (gene poc1a). Bases 242 to 1618 code for a protein of 458 amino acids. Gene Ontology annotation, molecular function: protein binding. Gene Ontology annotation, cellular component: ciliary basal body; centriole. The record is from RefSeq and is a predicted model, not a curated record. The transcript has 11 exons. NCBI's taxonomy places the organism in Eukaryota, Metazoa, Chordata, Actinopteri, Perciformes, Percidae. Gene Ontology annotation, biological process: cilium assembly.
AACUCGCCCAGGCGCUGAGCGCCCAAUCGCGGCGCGUAAACUGAACUUUAUUGUUGUCAGCAACUACCAGCUAGCUAGCUAAUAUAGUUGUAAGCUAACGUCUGCCGAAUGGUGAGCUAACAGUAGACUAUCGUUUGUCUCAUUAGUAAAGAAGUAACGCUAGCUAGUGGACAGUUACGUUUUAGAUAUAACGGUCAGGACAGUCGUUCUCACGGGCUGUUUGUCUCCAAUAUUAGGAAAGAUGACUUCUGCACCGUCUGAUCCAACUCUAGAGAGACAUUUCAAGGGUCACAGGGACACUGUUACAACUGUGGACUUCAGCUGCAACAUGAAACAGAUCGCCACAGGAUCGAUGGACUCCUGUGUGAUGAUCUGGAACAUGAAACCUCAGAUGCGAGCGUAUCGUUUUGAUGGACAUAAAGAUGCUGUCCUUUCUGUUCAGUUUUCUCCCUCUGGCCACCUGUUGGCCUCGGCCUCCAGAGACAAGACGGUACGGCUUUGGGUGCCCAGCAUGAAGGCGGAGUCAACAUCUUUCAGGGCUCACACGGCUACUGUGCGCAGCGUGAACUUUUCCGGUGACGGACAGAAUCUGAUCACAGCCUCUGACGACAAGACCAUCAAAGUGUGGACCGUCCACAGGCAAAAGUUUCUCUUCUCUCUCAACCAGCACAUCAACUGGGUCCGCUGUGCCAAGUUUUCUCCAGAUGACCGCUUGAUUGUGUCGUCCAGUGAUGAUAAGACUAUAAAGCUGUGGGACAAGAAUAGCAGAGAGUGUAUUCAUUCUUUCUAUGAACAUGCUGGUUAUGCAAACCAUGUGGACUUCCAUCCCAGUGGAACAUGCAUCGCUGCAGCGAGUACUGACAACUCUGUCAAGGUGUGGGACAUCAGAUCCCAUAAGAUGCUACAGCACUACCAAGUCCACAGUGGUGUGGUGAACAGCUUGUUUUUCCACCCGGCUGGUAAUUUCCUCAUCACUGCAUCCAACGAUUCCACAAUGAAGAUACUGGACCUUGUAGAGGGCAAGCUACUGUAUACACUGCACGGACACCAGGGUCCAGUGAACUGUGUGGCCUUCUCCAGGACCGGAGAGUACUUUGCCUCUGGAGGUUCUGAUGAGCAGGUAAUGGUUUGGAAGAGUAACUUUGACUGUGCUGAAGGCAAUGAUGGCGUCAGGCUGCAGCAUAAAUCUAAUUUCAGCCUGCAGGCACUACCAGCCAGCUCCACGGCACACCCCUCGCAUCCAUCUGCACUCCGCAGCCGGGCUUCUGAACCAACAGAACAUUUUACCGGACAGGACUCCCACACUGCUGCCCACACUCAGAGCGCCAGUCGCAGUGGCAGCCACAGCAAAGCAAGUUCCUCCUCUACCCAGCAGUCACAGACCCAGGAUUUACCACAGCAUUCAUCCCAAGUUCAAGCACAGUCUCAGUUUGCAGAUGGAGGGGUCCCCCCUGGUCUAGCCAGCACACUGGAGCACAUCAUAGGUCAACUGGAUAUUCUCACUCAGACAGUUUCAAUCUUGGAGCAGCGGCUGACGCUAACCGAGGACAAGCUCAAGGAGUGUUUGGAGAACCAAAUGGAGAUCGGUCUACAUCUCCAGAGACAAGAGGAGGCCUGAAGAUGGCGGCACCAGGAAAAGGUUGAGCUGUGGUGUGAGGGGGAAAGAGGUCACACCAACACACCAUUAACAAAAACACGUAAACAGCACUCUCUCGUUAUUGUAAGAUACACACUUAAAAUGUGCAAUCUUGCACACAGUCCUGAAUCGUUUUCCUGACCGGAUUUAAAUGCACACGGAGCCUUACUGCUGGGUCUAGUUAUUUAACAAAGAGAUAUCAGAAGUGAAGUUGUUGAAUAUUAGAGAAGUUGUUCUUCUACAAGAGUGCUGAGAGAGCAGUCCCUUUUCUGCUGACGAAGGUCUUGCUGCUACUAGUCACUUUGUGAGAGUCGGUGUGUGAGUGUGCACCCCUGAUGAUUGUCUGUGCAAAAGUGUAGACAACAUAGAAAGAGACUUUCGUAUUUGCCUUUACACUACACUACCGUUUUAACUCUUAUUUGUGCGCAUAAAAUGCUGCUUUUCAUCAAAAAGCACAUAUGCUUUAAAAAAAAACAACAUGCCCAUUAUUGUUCCAGUUCAGAAAAAAGAGGACUGGUGUGAGAUCUGGACUCUGUAGUGACAGAUAGCCUGAGCUGAAGUAUCGCUGUCAGGAAAGUUAAAUUGUUGCAUCAUUAGUAAACACUUGUGCAGCAAAUAAGUGUUAAUGCAGUGCUAAAAAUAUUCUUCAACAAAUGUUUUCUUCCAACUAUUUUCUUGUUUUUGAGUAAUUUUUUUGCUACAAAAAUUGCCUGCUUAAGGAAAUUUUUUUGCCUUUUUUUUGUGGAAAAUUUAUAAAAUUGUUCCCGAUUCUUAAAGAUUUUACAUUUUGGAACGAAUGAGCCUAUAGCUGAGAGCAACAGACGCGAAGGACAGUCAGAAAGUAUUGAGAGAUAAACACAUUGUUGGGUUUGGUCUUCUUACUGGACUGUUGACAAUGAAACAAAAUGUUAAAACAAAGACAGUCUUAUACUCUAAGUUUUUAUUUUCUGUUCUGUUAGGGCAGAAUAGCUUAUUGUAAUUACUGCAGUUUGAAGGAUAAGCGUCUUGUUCCGUCCCUUUUUAUAUCCUGUGUCUGAAACUUUUAUACACUGAAAGUAACUUAUUGUGUACCUUCUUAAAAAUAAUAAAUGUUUUCCACU